AUGCAACAGACAGCUCACGUGCUCCGCGCUGUCAGUAAGCCAAUGAGUGCUUCAAUCAGAUACUUUGAGAACGUGGACACUGACGAGCUCUUACCUCCCUCAGCUUUUCUGACAUCCCAUAGACCUCCCGGUACUAUUCCAGUCCCGACCCAACUUACCGAGAUUGGUGGAUGUACUCGCUCCCCAGUACUCGAUGGUGUAAGAUCUGUUGCUCCUCCGGAGUCCACUCAUGUUCGAGGGGCUGCUCUUCCUGUCAGGUCAGACAGCCGUGAUCAACUCGCCUCAUCGUCAUCGAAAUUGGCUAUUUACGAGGCACGCGUUCAGGAAUUGGCACAGGAGCUGCAUGCUAUCAGGAGGGAAAAUCUUCUUUUGCAACACUCCAGAGAUGCGGCACGUACAGAAUUGCGGCAGCUUCGGGCGUACAUAAGCUCGGCAAAGUGGACAACCUCUGCAGCACUGGAGUCGGAGCAAAUGAGUUCAAAGCCCGCUACAGCGGAAAACUCGAAUCAUGUUGAACUGGAGAAGCAAGUCGCCGAAUUGACCGAGCAAAACACCCAGCUUAAACGUGAGUUGGAUUUGUCCGCCGUACGUGUCCGUAACAUUGAGACCGUAUUGCGGCUGCAGGAAAAGAACCUUUGUGCUUCAAAGCCCCACGAUGGCGGCAAAGUCUUAGUGGAUUCGGAGAAUAUAGCCAAAUCGGAACGUCUACUUACCGGCUGGCGCUCACAAGUCCUCCGCCUACUGGUUCAGGCCGAACAGCACAAAGCCGACUUAGCACACGCUGUAGGGGAAGCACGUCGUAAGACAGCCGAUGUAGAGCAGUGUCGACAGGCAGCCGCUUUGGAACAAGAGGCGUCACGAUUGAAGACAGAAGCUUCGGAGGCCGCACUAACCGCAGAGAAGGAGCGAAACGAGAUACUCUCGAAACAGCUGGAACGAGAACUUGCCAAGCUUCACCGUAUCCAAAACGAGUUUCUGGUCCUUCAGAAAACCGCUUCUGUCUCAUUCGCACGCAUUCAUGCAGAUGCGACCCAGUUGGCUCUCUGCUUCCGGGGUGUUUUACAUCCUGAUUCAGCAUCAAAUAUUGGAAGCAUUGAUAAACCGUCCAUCGCUAGUGUUUUCCAUCGCGUGCGCCAGUUGGAACGCAGACUUAGCUUUGCAGUCGACCGAUUGCCUGUGCUUCGUGCCCGACUCUGCUCCCGUCGCGUCGUUCCUCUCGAACAAACCGAUCAAUCUGUGCAGACACAUUCUCUUUUACAUGAACCUAGUGCUGGACCUCUGUCUUACUCAGAAUUGGAGGAGUUACUUUCGCAUGCUAACUUGGAAUCGCAGCGCCUGAGAGUAGAACGAGAUUCAGCCCUUGCCGAGCUGGAACGUAACUCAAAAACGUUCCAACAACGCGUGCAAUCUGCACAAGAUGAGGUCAAAAUGGAAGUUAUCCAUCUACGAGAUAUGACCGAAACAUUGAGAGAAAAUUUGAAACUGAAAGAUCAGGAACUAGUUGAGUGUCAUGUUCAAAUCGCCCAGUUGAAAUCCGCUCAGCUAGACCAGCAACAACAAGCAACUGAAGAACACACCCGCCUCCAGACUCAGUGCACUCAGGCGCAGGAGCAACUAGCACAAGCCCGAUCUGAGUUGCGCAACGCGGAGCGUAUGCUCAAUGACCUACUGGACCAACGUCGCGAUGAACUGAAUAAAUUAGAGAGAAACUGCGAACAGAAGACGGAGCGAUUGGGUCACGUAAUUCAGACAAUGCAGCCCCUCACAAGCGAUAUUUUUUCGACUGACUUUCUGAAUGCUGAUUGUGGUCAAUCAGUACACACCCUGAACUACCCCCCGAACGCUCCUAAUCAGACAAAACUGGGUAGAUAA
Molecule: messenger RNA, 1872 nt
Organism: Dicrocoelium dendriticum
Lineage: Eukaryota; Metazoa; Platyhelminthes; Trematoda; Plagiorchiida; Dicrocoeliidae
Source: the annotation of a GenBank genome assembly